UCAUGGACUGCAGGGCAUACCGGCUCAUGGGCCGCAGCAUACCCUGAGAUUGUGGCCUGUGCCAACAUGUUCUGGUCGAAGCCUGGUACUGUACAUCUUACCCCUCUCCACCCUAACACCUAUCCUCUCCUCCGCAAUGUUGCUGCUCUCUUCCCAGACUCCUUCCUCCAUGCUGGAGCUGACGAGAUCAUCCCUGGCUGCUGGAAGGCUGAUCCCAAAAUCCAAGCUUUCUUAGCCUCUGGAGGAACUUUGAGCCAACUCCUCGAAACUCAUGUUAAUGCCACUCGACCUUACAUCGAAUCUCUUAAUCGCACCGCAAUUUACUGGGAGGAUGUCCUUCUUGACUCCACUAUCAAUGUGAAGCCUGAGCUACUCACAAAGGAGACCACAAUCUUGCAGUCGUGGAACAAUGGACCUAACAACACCAAGCUCAUAACAUCCAUGGGUUAUAGAGCAAUAGUGUCGUCAUCUGCUUUCUACUACUUGGAUUGUGGGCUUGGUGAUUUCUUGGGCAAUGACAGUAGCUAUGACAAGAUGGGUGAUGAGGGCAAUGGGUGUUGGUGCGGCCCUUUCAAAACAUGGCAGAGGAUUUACAAUUAUGAUAUAACUUAUGGGUUAAUGGCGGAGGAGGCAAAGCUAGUGCUUGGUGGGGAGGUGGCACUGUGGUCGGAACAAGCUGAUGGGACAGUGUUGGAUCCUAGACUUCGGUCAAGGACAGCAGCCUUUGCAGAGGCAAUGUGGUCAGGGAAUCGGGAUGAGACAGGGAUGAAGAGGUAUGCAGAGGUCAUUGAUCGUCUCGAUGAGUGGCGAUAUCGGAUGGUGGCGAGAGGGGUGGGGGCUGAGCCUAUCCAGCCACUAUGGUGCCUCAAAAACCCCUGGAUGUGUAACUUAAACCAAUAAUUUAUGGAAAGUGGUGGUGUGUAUAUUCUCCUUCAAUUGAUGGGGAGACUUUCUGAGAGUGUGUACACAGGGCACACCAUUUGUGCUGUUUUGAGUUGAUUGAUGUUUUUAUUUAAGAUUUGGCUGUGUACACCCAGUUGCAUAUAAAAUUUUAAUGAUUUUUAUAAGA
This is a messenger RNA of Amborella trichopoda, 1069 nucleotides long. Lineage: Eukaryota; Viridiplantae; Streptophyta; Magnoliopsida; Amborellales; Amborellaceae. The record is from RefSeq and is a predicted model, not a curated record.